GAUGCGUUACCUCUCUUAAAAAACAAAGAUGGCUGAUGUGCUACUGGAACUGAGAAUCGGAUAUGUUUAUGAACUGUAAAAAUUAUUGAUUGUGAAAAUUUAUGAAUGGAAUAAGUUCUAUGGGCUUUUAUAUGAGUUGUAUUUAACGAUGACGGCUAACAUGUAUAGAGUAGGAGAUUAUGUCUAUUUUGAGACAUCAGCAACUGCUCCUUUCCAGAUUAGAAGAAUUGAAGAGCUUAUAAAGACGCCAAACGGAAACGUCGAGGCAAAAGUUAUGUGCUUCUACAGACGACGUGAUAUUGCCACAUCCUUAGUGAUGAUGGCUGACAAGCAGCGUCAUGAAAAUAUGGAUGCUACAUUAAUAAGUGCCUUAGAAGAAGAGCAAGAGCGUGAAGCUGAACAGUUAGCUGAAAAAGAACGUCAUCAGUUAAAACACAGAGAACUCUUUUUGUCAAGACAAGUUGAGACUUUGCCUGCAACACACAUUCGAGGGAAAUGUUCAGUAACUCUUCUGAAUGAAACAGAAUCACUCUUGUAUUAUUUGAAUAAAGAUGAUUGCUUCUUUUAUUCAUUGGUGUUUGAUCCACAACAAAAAACAUUGUUGGCUGAUAAAGGUGAAAUUAGAGUAGGACCCAGAUACCAAGCUGAAAUUCCUCCAUUAUUGCCAGAAGGUGUCGAAGAUCCACGAAAAUCUGAAGAUUUGGAACAGCUAGUGUACACACCACAUCAUAACUUAACAGAUCGUCAAAUAGACCAAUUUCUCAUCAUUUGCCGCUCUGUUGGCACUUUUGCAAGAGCACUGGAUUGUUCUAGUUCAGUUAAGCAGCCUAGUUUACAUAUGAGUGCAGCAGCAGCAUCACGUGAUAUUACUUUGUUUCAUGCUAUGGACAUUUUACACAAGCACAAUUAUGACAUUACUAGUGCAAUAUCAUCACUUGUACCAUCUGGAGGGCCUGUUUUGUGCCGAGAUGAAAUGGAAGAAUGGUCUGCUUCUGAAGCAAAUCUUUUUGAAGAAGCUUUAGAAAAAUAUGGCAAAGAUUUCAUUGACGUUCGACAGGAUUUUCUACCAUGGAAAAGUCUGAAAAAUGUGAUUGAAUAUUAUUAUAUGUGGAAAACAACUGACAGAUAUGUUCAACAGAAACGUGUGAAAGCAGUUGAAGCGGAGAGCAAACUUAAACAAGUUUACAUUCCAAAUUACAACAAUAAACCGGGUGUGUUAAAUGGUGCUUGUGCUGGUGAAAGCCCGUCAGCUAGCGGUCGUCCAUGUGAAAGCUGCUAUACUCCCACUUCUAGUCAAUGGUAUGCAUUUGGGCCUGCACAUUUACAGUGCCGUCUAUGUCAAUCUUGUUGGAACUAUUUUAAACGAUUUGGAGGGUUGAAAUAUCCCACACGUCUAGAAUCUGUGGAUUUAGUUUCUGGCUCAGGUUCAGAGAGACUUCCAUCACAUGUAGCAUCACAUAGACCUCAUCGUUGUACCAUAUCAGGCUGUGGCAAGGAAUUUAAAUUGAAAGCUCACCUUGCUCGCCAUUGUGCUACAGCUCAUGGACUUGUUAUUAGAGCUGGCAGUCCAAGACCAAUCAUGAAGACCAGGGCAGCAUUUUAUUUACAGACUACUCCUUUAACAAGAAAAGCUAGACGUUAUGCUGCACAUCUUAUUAAACCCCGGCAUGCAGCUAGGAAUCCAUUCCAACCUAUUAAUGUAUUGGCAAUCAAACAAGAAUUUCAUUCAAGAAUGAUUGAAGGUCAACCAGACUUACCAAAAUUAGAACCUCAUGAAAGAGGCAAGGUUGUGGAUGUGUCACACAGACUUGGAACCCCAAAUUUGCCACCACCUGAUUGGUUACUACCAACACCGUUGGAUAAAAUACCAAAAUUAGAAAGGGAAGCUUUCCCACCACCUCCUCGAAAUGAAGAUGGUUCUUUGUCAAUUCCAAAACAUCCUAUGGAUAUGGAGGAAAACAAUGUUCGGCUGACUCCUAACAUUGCUAGUGCAUCUCCUACUAUCCUUAGAAAACGAGGAUAUGAGCAGCAGAAUGGAGUUGAUAUUGCAUCCGUGCCGCCGAAGCGGAGAGCUCUGUCUGGUGGUGGAGUGAUCAAGUCUACCCCUGACAUUUUCAACGUGAGUUCCCUUGCUCGGAGUUCCGUAGUGAACACGCCCUUGAAUGGGCGGGCUAAGAUGGCCACUAUCACCCGAGUGGGUGGACGCAAACAAAUGAUCAGUUGGGUGGAUGCCCCAGAUGAUGUUUACUUUGUAGCCACUGAUUCAACUAAGAAGCUAAGAAAACAGAUAACCAUACCUGAAUUACGGCGAUCUGCUCGCAAACCUUGUAGAAAAUUGAAUCUAAAAAUUCCUUUUUAUUAUGACAACCCUCCACCUCCCAUUGUUCCUGGUCUCAUCACUACCCCUCUGCCCAGUACUGCUGCUGCGACUGCUCCUCCUGAAACAGUUAUUGACUGAGUCUUCAUACUCUCACUGAGAUAAAGACAAUUUUCAUAUGAGGCUGCUCAAAACAAGGAAAGCAGAGAAAAGCAUUUCAAUUUCCGAUAGAAAAAAAAAAAGUGUUAAGCUUAUCAAAGGACUUAUUAUAAAGUUGUAAGCUCUUUCAAAACUCAGGAGACGUUUCGUUAAUCUUCACAAAACAAGAAGUUAAUGGUUCUGUGCAAAGUGCUUUUAUAUAUUGUGAUUCUUCUAAGGAAGAAUGACUGUGUUCGUGCUUCCUACAUUGAAAUCUCAGGUGUUUUUGGAGGAUUAUGUUGUAGCAUAAAGCAGAGCUGGAAGCAUUUUCCUUAUCAUAUAUCAUUUUGUGUGUGUGUGUGUGUGCAAAACAAAACACAAUUUACAUUGUUGGAUUAUAAGUCUUUGUCGUUUUCAUUACUGCCAUAUUACACUGUAUUAGAUAUUAAAAGUUUUCCUUCCCGCUGCUUGCUUUUUAAUCUUUUUUAGUUUCAACUUCAUUUCUUACAUUCUGUGUGACUGCAUAAUUUUGCUGUUUUUUAUUGAAAACAGGAAUAUGGUGUGUCUACAGCUCUCAAGGUAUCUUUUCUUGAAGAACUUGCAUAAACUGAACUUGAAAUAUUAAAAGUAGACUUGUUACCAUUGUUUCAUUUCUUAUAUGAAGUUAGCAUUUGCAUUGUACAUUAAGUCUUUUAACCUUUAGUUUGCAUCAGAUAUACCAGGAAUACUAUUUUAUUAAUCAUAAUUGUGUCACGACAACGAUGGACAUUACUUAGUGAAAAUGGAUCACUUUUUACAAUUUUAAAACUCUUUUGCAUCUCAGUGUUGAAUUCACAUCCCUUGUUUGUCCAAAUCAUCAAUAAUUAUACACAGUUUUAUGUUGAAAUGUUGUAGUUUACUGAAAUCAUUACUUGAAUAUCUCUGUUAUCAUUAAGGAAUUGGUUUAUGAAUGUAGACUUAAGACUGUACAUAAUUUUCAUUUUUUGCUUUACUUAUGAUACAUUUUUUUGUAUGCCCUAAAGACUGUUAUAAAUGGAAGAUUGCAUCUUUCAUUACUGUUUUGCAAGAGUAUUUGUGAAAAAUAUGAUUAAAUUUCAUUUAGCAUGAAAGCAGUUCUUGGAAGUUCUAAGUGUCAAAAUAAUGAACUGAUUUUUUUAGUACUGUGAUUUUGCUUCUUUAUUUAUAAAAAAAAAAUUAUAUGGUCUAACAUUAGAGUUGUUUACAGUAAUCUGAUUUUUUUAUUUUUAUUUUGAAACAUUAUAAAUUCUAUAUUAAUUAGUAAAAUAUACUUAAAUACUGAUGUGAGAAUAAUUAAAAUUUGAUACUUAAUCCAAGAUUAUGCACUGGGCUUCAAGAUAUGGGUCUCCGUUCUAUCGAAAGAAUGUUGAUUUUAUUAAUCAAGUUUGUUUACAAAUAAUUAUUGAGAAUCAAAAACUUCCAGGACCACAGAGAUAUGGGCUCAUUUGAAUUUCGGAUAUCUCUUAUUGGUUCAACUGUAUCAGAUCUGAAUCAUGUUUUGCACAACAUUGGAUCAUGAUUUGCACUUACAACUUUUUAAGUUUUACAUUAAGGCUUUUCCCCUUUGUUAUUGAUAUUUGUAAAAAUUAGCAAAUUUAUUUUGUGGCAAUUAUUUAUUAUUUUUGAUCAGAAUAAAAGUUUUUUUUGGUA
Messenger RNA from Argiope bruennichi, 4123 nucleotides. Its product is annotated as metastasis-associated protein MTA3-like. The transcript is spliced from 18 exons. Gene Ontology annotation, cellular component: NuRD complex; nucleoplasm. Gene Ontology annotation, molecular function: sequence-specific DNA binding; transcription corepressor activity; histone deacetylase binding. The coding region runs from base 149 to 2458 and encodes 769 amino acids. The record is from RefSeq and is a predicted model, not a curated record. Gene Ontology annotation, biological process: negative regulation of transcription by RNA polymerase II. Lineage: Eukaryota; Metazoa; Arthropoda; Arachnida; Araneae; Araneidae.